AUGUCCCUCCCGGAACCUUCCAUACGCCCCACGUCCCCCUUACCCCCCAGACUGGAGGCCAAACCCCGGCCCCCCAUCUCUAGGAAACCCCCUCCCUCCAACGGAUCCCCCUCCACCCCCUCCCAACUCGGGGAGAGGGGCAGCACAGGCAGCAAUUCCAGAGGUAAAGUCAAGAGCAUAGUGAGCAAGUUCAGCCACCCAGAGACUACACCUACCACCAGAGGAUAUGCUACACCAACUGCCAAUGGCACCACCAUCAAUCCUCCUCUCCGGACCCGAGGGCCCAGGAGGGCCCCCACAGUCAAGCCCAAACCGUCCCGGGCCUCCAUCCAGCAGUCUGCGAGUCCAGACCAGGCCCCUCCACUGCCCAUGAAGAGGAGCCGGAUCCUGCGGCAGCAGAGCGACCAGGCCAAGAGGGACACCCCUGGAGGAGAGGAGGGGACUGGCAUACCAGUCAGUCGAUCAGCACCUGACGGAAAAGAGGUAGAGCUUCAGCUGAUUGGAGGAGUGGAAGUUGAACCGGAGCACGGUUCAGGCACGCCCCUUAGCCCGUGCUGCGACCAGGACUGCAGUUGUGUGUGCCACCUCCACCGGCCCGGCAUGAAGCUGAUAUGGUCACCCCCCAUCCCCCCUAAAAGAACCCAAUCUCCCCCAAGCCAUUUGAAUGCCUCCAUAGAGGAGGAGGACUCUAUAUAUGAAGCUACUCUACUAAUGGUGGAGCCAACACCCAGAAAGAUCUGUAAAGAACUGGACAUUAAGAAGCCGGUCCGUUGGUCAAAACUGUCCUCCAGCAACUCGGAGGAAAACACUUCGAUCCAGUCCGAUUCGGACCCAUCCCAAACCCAGACUACCGAGGACGCCCCUCCGGCCAUCCCACCUCGGGUACCCCUUGCCCAGGACAAGUCCAAAACACCUGGCCACAACCUAACGCCCGUUCACAGGGGGGGUAUCGCCUUACCUCAGCCCACCGCGGAGGAGUGGCGCUCCCUGCACCCCUCAUCCCCCAACCAUUUUUCGAGCCCCAUAGUACCCCACCGGGUGGCCCCUCCACCCCCCACCAGCCCCCUGCUGCCCCACAGAGUCCCCCCACCUCAGCCCCCCAAAACGGGCAGGGACGACAGGAGACUCAGUAACAUCUCCGGCCAUUCCAUCAACCAAGCUAUAAAAGAACAAGAGGAGGAUGGACGCACUAAAGGAGAGAAGGAGGACACAGAGGAAGACUGUACGCCUGUAGCCCCACCCAGGAGAGGAUCCUAUAUUGACUGGGAGUCCAGACUGCAGGAUGAGCCUCUGUACCAGACGUACCGCGCCACUGUCAUCACCAAGGAGAUCCGGCGCCAGACGGUGUGCCGCAACAUCAGCAAGACUAGCGCCGACUACCACAUGGACUGGACCGCCCGCCGUGGUGGCGUGGGCAUGGGGUCGGGUGGCGUGGGGGCGGUGGGCAGUGGUACUAUUCCAUUGCCCACCCCGGGCCAGAGCACCCUGUGGCAGGACAUACCAGGAGUACGGGACAGUGGGGUGCUGGAGACCCUCAGCCCUGAACAGUGCAAGUACCAGGAGAGUAUGUUUGAGGUGUUGACAUCUGAAGCGUCGUACCUGCGUUCCCUACGAGUUCUCACAGAACACUUCCUGGAUUCCCGGGAUCUGGACGAAGCGCUGAUCAUCCGGGACAGGAAGACCCUCUUCUCCAAUGUCCUGCGAGUCCGGGAGGUCAGCGAGAGGUUUCUGAAGGACCUGGAGGACCGUAUGGACGAAGGUCUGGUGUUCUCCGACAUCUGUGACAUCAUCCACUACCACGCACAGCACAACUUCCCGGCCUACAUCGACUACGUCCGCAAUCAGAUCUACCAGGAGAAGACCUACACAUUCCUCAUGAAAACCAACGUGGCGUUUGCCACGGUCAUCACCCGUCUGCAGGAGUCUCCUCAGUGCCAGCGGCUGCCAUUCAUGUCCUUCCUGCUGCUGCCCUUCCAACGAAUCACACGCAUUAAGAUGCUCAUCGAGAACAUCUUGAAAAGAACAAAGGAGGGGACUACAGAGGAACAGACCGCCUCCAAGGCCCUGGACUCUGUUUCCAAGAUCAUAGAGGAGUGCAACACCCAAGUGGGGAAGAUGAAACAGGUGGAGGAGCUGAUCCACCUCUCCAAGACGCUGGAGUUUGACAAGCUCAAGGCCAUCCCCAUCAUCUCCCAAACCCGUUUCCUGGAGAAGCGUGGGGAGGUACAGGAGAUGGCUAAAGGGGGCACCCUCUUCAACCUGCGUCCCAAGUUCACCCCUGUCUACCUCUUCCUCUUCAACGACCUGCUCAUCAUCGCCACCAAGAAGGGUUCGGAGCGUUUCGUGGUGAUGGACCACGCCCACCGUUCCCUGGUCCAGGUUCAGCCAAUAAGAGAGGACCAGGCCCUGAGCCCUAGCUAUGAACACUGUUUCUGUCUGACUCUACUGGAGAACCACCAGGGACGCAUGAUGGAGAGGCUAAUGAAGGCCCCCUCACAGAGGAAGUGGUACUCGCUAGGCGAGCAGCGUGACAUCCUUUACAAAUACACAAGUCUAUUCACACUCUAUGGUCUGUUUCACAAGUCCAUUCUCUCUUUCUCCUUCUCGCGUUUCUUUCCACCUGACCUGCACAGGUCUGACCUGCACAGGUGGAUAGCAGCGUUCCCUAACCCUGGUAACCAUGAUGGAGAUCAGGAGGAAGUCAUCUAUGAUGACUGGGACUGUCCUCAGGUGCAGUGUGUGGAGCAGUACAUUGCUCAGCAGGCUGAUGAGCUCACCCUGGAACCCACUGAGAUCAUCAACGUGGUGCGCAAGACCAACGAGGGUUUGUACGAGGGGAUCCGUCUCUCCGACGGACAGAAGGGUUGGUUCCCCGUGGAGAACGUUUUAGAGAUCACCAACGAGCAUGUGCGGCGACGGAACCUUCGAGAGCGCUACCGGGUCAUUCAGGCCGCCAGCAUCGUCACCAACAAGGUCAAGACCCUUCCAUAAUGUUGACGGAACAUUCCAGAAUAGUAAAGACCAUGCCUUAAGGUCACCUUAAUGGUGACAGAACAUCACAGAACAUUUAACUGGAUAGGGGAGAGUGAACCAGUGCCUGCCCUGCAUGCUCCCCUGAAUAACUCUUAGCUGUAGAUAUGAGAUUUCUAAGGAGCGCUAUCUUACUGUGGGUUUUGACUAGAGGCGGCUUGACAUUUGCAUAAAGUAGAGCAGAGCUUGUUUUUUUUCUUUCUACCUGUCCACUAGCAGGGUUCUCGCCGUUCACCUUCCCACAGUUCCCCACACAUUUCUCUGCGUGCCCUCGUUGAAAAUGAAUGGGGCAGAACUUGCGGAAUUCAUUGUUUGUGAAAACCCUACGUUAGCAUGUUUUCAUUUUGUACAAAUUACUCAUUUGUUGGAAGUUAUGAGGAAUGUUUUUUUAGGGAACUUUAAAAGAACCAGGAAAUGAAAAAUAUGGAAGGAGAAGGAUGAUGUACUAAUUUAUUACAGGCAAACAAAAAUGGACUCCUUUCUUUAAUGUUGAGUAUGUAUUUGAGUGAGAGUGUAUAGUAUGAGUGAGAGUGUAUGUUUGUGUGUGUGCGAACCUGCACCCAACCCCACACACUGCCAUAGGAAAGUUACCCUGCAUCAAUGUCAGCCAGGUAUACCAUACCAGUUUGCACGUAUCAUGUAUCAGGGGGUAUAUCAAGUAUGGAUCAAACUCUGAAGUGCCUUCCAAUGGAUUGUACUAGAAGCACAAGUCCUACAGCUGUUGUAUCGUCGUCACUACAGGGUUGAAUACAUUUAACUGCUAUUUUUGGACACAAGAAAAGUCAUAGCUAAGUCGCAAACAUAAUGUCAAGACCACAAAACCUGGUUGUUUGUGAUGUACAGUAGUAAUAUUGGUAACAUGGAGCUCUAGUGAAGCCAUACUGUUAUGAUAUCAACAGGUCUCUAUUACUUCUGUAUACAACAGGUGGGUCUAAUACUGAAUGCUGAUUGGUUAAAACCACAUUCCAUACCGUUUGUUUGAGUGAGUGGGUUUACGCUGGUUCAAGAUCGUAGUGUUCUUAUUAAAACGCUAUCAUGU
This is a messenger RNA of Salvelinus namaycush (lake trout), 4069 nucleotides long. It is a transcript of the gene arhgef15b, whose product is annotated as Rho guanine nucleotide exchange factor 15b. Gene Ontology annotation, biological process: activation of GTPase activity. Bases 1 to 2991 code for a protein of 996 amino acids. Gene Ontology annotation, molecular function: guanyl-nucleotide exchange factor activity; protein binding. The transcript has 16 exons. The record is from RefSeq and is a predicted model, not a curated record. Lineage: Eukaryota; Metazoa; Chordata; Actinopteri; Salmoniformes; Salmonidae.